AUGUUUCAGAUGAAUAGUCUGAAAGAAGAUAAUAUAUCUGCGGGUAAAUAUUCUGAACAAAAUUCAGUUUGGCCAUGUCCCCAUACUACUCCACACUGCACCUUCAAUUCAGCAAACAACGCAAUUGAUGGCUCAAUCAAUACAUGUAUGAAAACUGAUAUUAUUGGUCCAUCAUCAGAAGAUCAAACGGUGUGGUGGAGAUUAGACCUUGGAGACAUAAAAAGUAUAUACAGUAUCAGGAUACAGUUUAAAGACUAUGGAUUGCAAUAUUUACAAAGACAAAGGGGAAGAUUUGCUGGAUUUUCUUUAAUUAUUUCAAACACAAUCAGAAAACAAAGUGGUUAUAGUUGUUACAAGGACGGACCGGAAUUACCUCUGUUAGAUAUUACCAACGUCUGCACCAAUCAUGGGCGUUACAUUACAUUUUACAACGAGAGAAUUGAUGGGGAAAAAUAUCCUGAUAAUUACGAAAAAUCAAUUGUAACUGAGUUAUGUGAAGUGAAUGUGAUGGGUUGCAUUAAUGAUGGCUUUUAUGGAGAAAACUGUGACUUUCCCUGCCCCUUACAAUGCCAGGACAGAAGAUGUCAUAUAAUAAAUGGAACUUGUCUUGGCUGUACAACUGGUUGGAUGGGAGAUUUCUGUAAUAAAACUUGCGCCUAUGGGUAUUAUGGCAUGGAGUGUAAAUCAAAGUGUAUAGGUCAUUGCCUGGCUGGUACUUCCUGUAAUCAUAUCAGUGGAUUAUGUGAAUAUGGAUGCGAUGCUGGAUGGGCUACACCAACCUGUGAUCAACCUUGUCAGGAUGGAUGGUAUGGACCUAAUUGUACAUCUAAAUGCAGCAGAAAUUGUAAAAGCAAUUUACCAUGUGACAGGGCGAGUGGGAAAUGUGAAAGCUGUGCAGAUGGCUACAUUGGAACUUUUUGUAAUAAAUCAUGUGCAAAUGGCAAAUACGGACAAAAUUGUUCCAAGAGUUGUAAUGCCAAAUGUCGAGGUCAAAACUGCUUUCAUGAAAAUGGAUUUUGUACUGAAGGAUGUGAAGAUGGAUACCAGGGAAACACCUGUACCGAAAAAUGUAACAAUGGAUGGUAUGGAAAAAAUUGUACUGGGGAAUGUAACUUUAACUGCGUUGGAAAAUCCUGUCACCAUGUAAAUGGACACUGUAUCACUGGUUGUAAACCUGGAUGGACCGGUCUGAACUGCAGUCAACCUUGCAGUUUGGGAUUAUACGGAGAAAACUGCUCAGAAACAUGCAGUUCUUUCUGCAGAAUAAGUCUUCAUUGCAACAAUACUAAUGGAAAUUGCGACGAUGGCUGCAUGGAUGGAUAUAUAGAGCCAAAGUGCAAUAAAAUCUGCAAGAGUGGCUGGUUUGGCAAAAACUGCUCCCAAUACUGUAACGUAAACUGUGUAAACCAAACGUGUGACCACAGAGAUGGGUUUUGUACAUCUGGAUGCAAGUCAGGCUGGAAGUCUUCCAACUGUUCUGAAGUGUGUGAUGUAGGCUCUUAUGGCAAACAUUGUUUAAACAGCUGUUCAAACUGCCUUAAAAACCUAUGUGAUCCUUUCAAUGGAAUCUGUACUGAGGGAUGUGACAACGGAUAUUUGGGUAAAAAAUGUGAUAAACUUUGUGAUAUAGGAUGGUAUGGGAAGAAUUGUUCCGAUACAUGCAAUCAAAAUUGUGUAAAUAAGUCAUGUAACAACACACAUGGUGGAUGUAUUAAAGGAUGUGAACCUGGAUGGAUGGGAUUUAACUGUUCUGAUGAUUGUAUGUAUGGGACCUAUGGAGCAGAUUGCAAAGAAAGAUGUGGCAACUGUGCUGACAAUGCAACAUGUGAUAGGUUUAAUGGAAGUUGCAUGAAUGGAUGUGAACAAAUAUUCACAGGGGAUAAAUGUGAUAAGAAUACAUUGACUUUGAGGAAGACAGCAUUUGAGGCAGAGGCAGCAGAUAGCGGUGUUCUGGGAGGUUCAUUAGCUACAUGCUUCCUCUUUAUAGGAGCUGUUGUCAUCACAGCUAUAUUUAUCAUUCGACGGAAGAGAAAUACCAGGGGAAAUAACACUUCAAAUAGACAACAGAGUUCAAAUGAUCAUGACGAAAUUGAAAUAAAUGGCUUUGACAACGUUGUUUUUAACACACAAUCUGUACCAGAAAAGGUUUCUCCAAAGCAUAAAACGAUAACAAUUUUGGAGUUAGAGGAAAGAAUUAAGUCCAUGUCAAACAAUGAGAAUGCUUCUUUUAAAAAGGAAUAUGAGAAAAUACCAAGGGGAGAAUUGUAUCCAUGUACUGAAGGGAAAAAGCCCGAGAACGUUUCAAAGAAUCGAUACACGACAACUUUCCCAUAUGACCAUUCGAGAGUUAUCCUUAAAAAAUUGAAUCCUAAGGAAUCAGACUAUAUUAAUGCAAACUACAUUGAGAAUGCACAAGGGAGAAGGGCUUAUAUUGCCACACAAGGACCAAAACCAAAGACAAUUGCAGACUUCUGGAGAAUGGUUUGGCAAGAAAAUAUUUCUAUCAUCGUUUGUCUUACUAAUCUUAAAGAAGGCAUGAAGACAAAAUGUGCCCUGUAUUGGCCAAAUGUUAACGACAAAAUUCAGAACGGCCAACUGUACGUCAGGCAACAAGAUGAGAAAGUUUACGCAAAUCACACAAUAAGAAAACUAAGGAUCCGAAAUACUGUUGAAAAUACUGAGCGUGACGUCAUAAUGUUCCACUAUACACAAUGGCCUGAUCACGGGGUCCCUGAUCCAUUAAGUCUCGUAGUAUUUCAUCGUCAUGUGAUGAAGAUGUCUGCAAUUUACUACGCGGAAUAUUCAUUAGUUCACUGCAGUGCAGGUGUCGGAAGGACAGGGACAUAUAUUGCACUUGACGCCCUCUAUCGGCAAGCUGACGAAACAGGAAAAAUUAAUAUUCCAAAAUAUUUAGAAACUAUGAGAAAAGACAGAAUGAACAUGAUACAGGGAGAGGAUCAGUACAAAACAGUUUAUUUGGCGUUAUACGAAUCGUUCAGAGGAAGAGCAAGGUCUAUCUCUACAGACAGAUUUCUAGAGCAAUUCCAGGAGCAGAGCUGUUAUACCAAUCUUGGACACGUGGCCAACAAAUCUCCCCUAUCUGCUGAAUUUGAGGAGUUGUUCUCUUUGAGAAAAGAAUAUUCUGAAACAGAUUACGAAUUUGGAAGAAAGAAUAUGGAGGCAAACUUAUCCCCCAAUAUAUUACCUGGUAAUUAAAUGAAAACUCCGUUAGAAAUGAUUGGUUUUUUUUAAU
This is a messenger RNA of Saccostrea cuccullata (small rock oyster), 3253 nucleotides long. RefSeq names its product platelet endothelial aggregation receptor 1-like. The coding region runs from base 1 to 3216 and encodes 1071 amino acids. Gene Ontology annotation, biological process: protein dephosphorylation. NCBI's taxonomy places the organism in Eukaryota, Metazoa, Mollusca, Bivalvia, Ostreida, Ostreidae. The record is from RefSeq and is a predicted model, not a curated record. Gene Ontology annotation, molecular function: scavenger receptor activity; protein tyrosine phosphatase activity. The transcript is spliced from 25 exons.